This is a messenger RNA of Microsporum canis CBS 113480, 426 nucleotides long. RefSeq names its product Cox13p. Gene Ontology annotation, molecular function: enzyme regulator activity. Lineage: Eukaryota; Fungi; Ascomycota; Eurotiomycetes; Onygenales; Arthrodermataceae. The transcript is spliced from 5 exons. Bases 1 to 426 code for a protein of 141 amino acids. Gene Ontology annotation, cellular component: mitochondrial inner membrane. Gene Ontology annotation, biological process: mitochondrial electron transport, cytochrome c to oxygen. The record is from RefSeq and is a predicted model, not a curated record.
AUGAUUUCCCGUCAACCCAUUCUACGCGCCGCUCAGCGGGCCAGCAUUCGAUCUCCCGUCGCCCGUAACUUCGUCCAGCGCCGGUUGAACAGCUCUGUUCCCGAGAACGAGUUCCUCCGUGAGAGAGCUGCCGUGAAAGCCCACGCUGCCUCCACCAGCGACUUAUGGCGCAAGCUGUCUAUCUACGCCGUGAUUCCCACCCUUAUUCUCGGAUCCAUCAACGCAUACAACCUCUGGACUGAGCAUUGGGAGCACUGGUCUCAUAUGCCCGCACUUGAGGAACGUGUCGAGUACCCAUACCAAAACAUUCGAAGCAAAAACUACUUCUGGGGAGAUGGUGACAAGUAUAGCCGGUUUCUUACUGCGCAGAUCAUACCACCCUGGAACUCCGCCGUCAAUUACCACAACAAGGACAAGACUACUUAA